AUGACGGGUCAGCAAACGCUGAUCUACAGUUUUGUGGCGAGGGGGACGAUGAUUUUGGCUGAUUACACAGAAUUCACAGGGAAUUUUACCUCCAUUGCAUCUCAAUGUCUUCAAAAGUUGCCUGCUUCCAGCAACAGAUUCACUUACAAUUGCGACGGCCACACCUUCAAUUACCUUGUGGAAAAUGGAUUUACUUAUUGUGUAGUUGCAGUUGAAUCUGCUGGUAGGCAAAUUCCGAUUGCUUUUCUGGAGCGUAUCAAGGAUGAUUUCAACAAGAGACAUGGUGGGGGUAAUGCUACAACUGCAGGACCAAAUAGUCUCAAGAAAGAUUUUGGCCCUAAACUGAAAGAGCAGAUGCACUAUUGUGCCAACCAUCCUGAAGAAAUUAGCAAACUUGCGAAAGUGAAGGCACAGGUUUCUGAAGUCAAGGGUGUGAUGAUGGAAAAUAUUGAGAAGGCACACCGAGGAGAGAAGAUUGAGCUUCUUGUGGACAAAACUGAGAAUCUCCGAUCACAGGCACAGGAUUUUCGAACACAAGGGACCAAAAUGAAACGGAAAAUGUUCAGAAAAGCCACCCAUUACCGACUCCGAAGGGGAGAUGUGAAAAGGGUCAAGGAGGCGACGAGGAGGGCUCGACGGUGCUCAGGUCGCGUUGGCAGAGGGACGGCGAUGAAGGCCUACUGGGAUGGUGAAUCGAGGGUGAACGGACUGCCACUGGUGCUCCAUGCUGUGACCUUUUGUGCGUGGGACGUAGACGCCGGAGGAGGGGAAGGAAUGGCGGCUGAGGUGAGUGAAAGGAGAUGGAGAGGGAUUAUUAACUUGGAGAGAAAGCCAAAGGGAGGUUAUAUAGAGCUUGCAAAUCCCUACUUUCCUUUUAGGCGCGGGAGAAGGCCGGUGCGGGCACGCGGGUUGCCGGUGCGGAGCGCGGGUCGAGGCUUCCUAAUGCGGGUCUAG
Messenger RNA from Striga hermonthica, 954 nucleotides. NCBI's taxonomy places the organism in Eukaryota, Viridiplantae, Streptophyta, Magnoliopsida, Lamiales, Orobanchaceae. The record is from the annotation of a GenBank genome assembly.